UUACCUACCCUACCUUUAAAGUACAUUGUCCCUGCUAAAUAAACGAUGAAAUGAAAUUGGGUAUUCUUUUAAGCUAAAUAAAUAUGCAUUAUACAGGCUCCACAGUGGGAUGGCCAUUGGCUCAGAGGCUAAAGAAGCCCUGACCAGGCCUCGGCUGGGUCACGAGGACUGGGAGGAGAAGAGGCACCAGCUGCUGCUACAGAAGAUGCAGCUGGAGACGGAGAGAGAGAGGCUGCACGCACGGCUGGCCGAGCAAGAGGAGAGGCUCAACGUGCAGAACCAGCAGCUUCAACAGUCGCGCCUCGAUUACAGCAAAUUCCAACAAGCUACUCAAUCUGAUCUCAGCAGCUCCAACACUAGAAAUAGAGACCCACAGCCUGAGGGUCCCCCCCACCAACAUUUACCCUCCAGUGUGUGUGAAGAUUCAGAGGGACAUCCUGCAGCGCAGAGCUCACAUGCAAAACACUUGAAACCUCUACCCACUCAUCUGGACAAUGGCAAUGAGGCCUUAGAGCAGUCCAGAAAGGACAUGGCUACAUCUCCGGCCCCUGCAAACCUGAAUAGACCCACCUCAUCGUCUGUGAUCCGAAAGUCCUCUGAGUCCAG
Molecule: messenger RNA, 606 nt
Organism: Notothenia coriiceps (black rockcod)
Lineage: Eukaryota; Metazoa; Chordata; Actinopteri; Perciformes; Nototheniidae
Product: KIAA1328 ortholog
Exons: 4
Source: RefSeq, a predicted model, not a curated record